UCUCUCUCUCUCUCUCUCUCUCUCUCUCUCCGUACAGUGACAUAUUCGAUGCCAUGUUCCCCGUCACCCACAUCGGAGGGGAAACAGUCAUCCAACAAGGCGAUGAAGGGGACAACUUCUACGUGAUCGACCAAGGAGAAGUGGAUGUGUAUGUGAACGGGGAGUGGGUGACCAGCAUCGGAGAGGGGGGCAGUUUCGGGGAGCUGGCCCUGAUCUACGGGACCCCCAGGGCUGCCACCGUCAAGGCCAAGACGGACCUCAAGCUGUGGGGCAUCGACCGGGACAGCUACCGCCGCAUCCUCAUGGGCAGCACGCUGAGGAAGAGGAAGAUGUACGAAGAGUUCCUCAGCAAGGUCUCCAUCCUCGAGUCUUUGGACAAGUGGGAGCGUCUGACCGUGGCCGAUUCUCUUGAACCCGUCCAGUUUGAGGACGGAGAGAAGAUCGUGGUCCAGGGGGACCCAGGGGACGACUUCUUCAUCAUCACAGAGGGAACGGCCUCGGUGCUCCAGCGUCGGUCCGACAACGAGGAGUACGUGGAGGUGGGCCGACUCGGACCCUCCGACUACUUUGGCGAGAUCGCCCUGCUGUUGAACCGGCCCCGGGCUGCCACGGUGGUGGCCCGCGGGCCCCUCAAGUGCGUGAAGCUGGACCGGCCCCGCUUCGAGAGGGUCCUGGGGCCCUGCUCGGAGAUCCUGAAGAGGAACAUCCAGAGAUACAACAGCUUCAUCUCCCUCACCGUGUGACCUGCCAGCAGCCCCCCCCGCCAGCCCCCCAGCCCCCCAGCCCCGCCCCCUUACCCGCUCGCAUCACAGUGAAUGGCCAAUCACAGCGCUUCUUUGUAUGGUUUGAUUGGUUGUUGUUGGGGUUUCUUUUGGGGGUUGGCGGGGGGGGUUGUUUUGGAGUGCUUGCUUUGCGCUUCUUAUUUUUUUGGUAUCGUGGGGGGGGGGGGGGGGGGGGGUUCGCUUUAAGCAUUUAUCUUUGUUGAUCGAUUUGUGCACUUUUGACUUGACCCGUGUUUGUCGCGUAGCUUUACUUUUUGAAAAACAAAAACAGAGAAAUAAAACCAUGCGGGAAAAAAACGUAAAAUCGACUAAGGUGUGUUAUGAGUGUGACGACGGUUCGUGCUGUAUGGCCGCCGUGUGGGAUGCAUGCUUCUUCCCCGGCAUGUAGUUAUGAACGGGUACGGAACGGAAGGGCGGGGUCCAGCCGAAUUCAGGAAGUGAUGUCAUGUUUACAGGAUGGAGGGAGGCGUCGCGUGGUUCUUCGCUCGCUGGCCGGCUGUCUUUUGCCUCGUUUGUUCCUUUGCGUCGGGGUCAUUGGUGACACCCUGGGGGGGCCAUGUUGGGGGUCACCCGGGGACCCCCUCCAGGGAUGGACCCCCUCCGAUGGACCCCCCUCCAGCUCUUUAGAUGUAGACGUUCUAUCGAUGUAUUAUUGGCGGAUUUUCAAUGCUUUCUAACUGUGCUUUUACUGCUCUUAUCGAUAGAGGGUUCAUUUCCGAGAGAGGCCGUUUCAUCUGAAAGUACGGAUGUUACGACGUGGAGCGCCAUGUGAGGAGUGAGGAGUGACAUUAAGUCUUUUGAAUAUUGAUCUCUUAUUCCAGUGAAGGUUGCGUCCAAAUCUGUCCGCUGGCAAAGUAGUGUUAGUUUGCAGUUGACAAGUUGGGCACCGCACACACAGAAACACACUUACCCAUGCAUACAUACAUACACGCACACACACAUGCACAUGCACACGCGAGCACACACACGCACACGUACACACGCACACAUAAUUACCAUCACUUCCACACACACAUACUUACAUAUUGUCUAUUAUUAAACAAUACAAAAGAUGCGAACGUUACACACAAAAACGCAAACACACACACAAACACCAACACACACACACACGUACACAAUUUCCCUCCACUGUCUCAGGACCAUGUAACAUUAAGUUGAUAAGGAGGCUUUUCUAGCUGAUUGGGGCGUUUGUCUGACUGGGUGAGAGAAAUCUCGUACCUAAGCCUGGGACACGAAGUAGUUUCAGUUGCUCUCGAGAGAUAGCGUUCACAUUUCUAACCCAAGUCAGAGAAAGAGAUAAACAACUGUACUUUCCUUUGAUCUCCUGUUAUCUAUUUUCAAAGUUGCACAACCAAACUGAUAUGUAUAAUGUAUCUCUCUCUCUCUCUCUCUCUCUCUCUCUCUCUCUCUCUCUCUCUCUCUCUCUCUCUCUCUCUCUCUCUCUCUCUCUCUCUCUCUCUCUCUCUCUCUCUCUCUCUUUCUCUCUCUCUCUCUCUCUCCCCCUCUCUCUCUCUCUCUCUCUCCCCCUCCCUCCCUCCCUCUUACUCUUGUUUUCUAUCUCAAUGUACCUCCCUCUUUUAACGUAUUUGAGCAAAUAAAUGACCAGCGUCUUAGUCUACCGGAU
This is a messenger RNA of Gadus morhua (Atlantic cod), 2406 nucleotides long. Its product is annotated as cAMP-dependent protein kinase type I-beta regulatory subunit. Gene Ontology annotation, molecular function: cAMP-dependent protein kinase inhibitor activity; protein kinase A catalytic subunit binding; cAMP binding. The transcript is spliced from 7 exons. Lineage: Eukaryota; Metazoa; Chordata; Actinopteri; Gadiformes; Gadidae. The coding region runs from base 54 to 743 and encodes 229 amino acids. The record is from RefSeq and is a predicted model, not a curated record. Gene Ontology annotation, cellular component: cytosol; cAMP-dependent protein kinase complex. Gene Ontology annotation, biological process: negative regulation of cAMP-dependent protein kinase activity.